AUGACAACAGCAGUAGUCACUGGCGCCACCGGCCUCACCGGCUCUGCCAUCGUCGACGCCCUCCUCAAAGACAACCACUACAAACAGAUCUACACCCUCUCACGCUCGCAGCCAUCCACGGCCCAGAACUCCAAAGUUACCCAUGCUCAUUUAGAUCUUCAAUCCUCUGCCUCCGAUAUGUCGAAGGACCUGAGCUCCGUCCAGGGCGACGAGAUUAUCGUCUUUUUUUGCGCGUACCUCGCCAAUCCAGACGAAGCAGAAGCCGCCAAGAUAAACGGCGGGAUGCUGAAGAAUUUCCUGGAAGCGCUAGAACUUACUGGUGCGAUCAAGUCCGUCAAGCGGAUUGUUUUGACGUGUGGAUUGAAGCAGUAUGGCGUCCAUCUCGGCAUGCCGAAACAGCCCAUGCACGAAGACGACUUUAAUGUCUCUCCUGGUUUGCGUCCUGGCGAUAAGUUCUCUUGGCCUGAGAACUUUUACUACACCCAGCAGGAUAUUUUGACUUCUCAUGCGGUCAAGAACGGGUAUAGCUAUGUAACGACCUUUCCGCAGGACGUUUUGGGGUUUGCCAGACAUAAUUUCAUGAAUGAGUGUACGGCGCUCGGUCUGUAUGCUAGUGUCGGUAAACUCGCGCACCCAAACUCUGAAUUGCCGUUCCCUGGAAGUAAGGAGUGUUAUUUGGCGUUCAAUACCUGGACCAGUGCGAAGUUACACGCAAAGUUCUGUCUUUGGGCAGCAAGGGCGCCCAACGCAGCGGAUCAGAUGUUCAACGUGGUCAACGGCGACACGGAGAGCUGGAUGAAUUUGUGGCCAAGAGUCUGUGCCAGGUUUGGAUGUAAAGUUCCCAACAGCAUGUUCCCUGGAGGAAGUGACGGAGAAAGGCCAUGGUGGGGAUUUUCUGCUUCAUCGAGGACGGAGCUGCACUCUCCACCACCCGUCGCCGUACAAGCUACAAGUGACGUUCCAGGAAUCGGCUUCGGUAUGCCAGAGCUUGCAGAGAAGCCGAGCUCGUUGUACAGCCAGAUCGACACCGAGAAGUGGGCGAAGGAUGAGCGUGUAAUUAAGGCGUGGGAGACAUUGAGGGAUAAAUAUGGAUUGGAGCAGAAGGCUUGGGAGAAGGCGACGUGGGGAUUCUUGACGUUUGUAUUAGGCAGGGACUAUAGUAAUGUAGUCAGUAUGAGUAAGGCGAGGAAGAUGGGGUGGAACGGGUAUGAAGAUACCUGGGACGCAUUUGAGGAUGCGUUUAGAGAACUUGAAGCAGAGGGUAUUCUGCCACCAUUGAACAAGUUGAAAGAGGAGAAGUCUUUGGCGUGA
Molecule: messenger RNA, 1311 nt
Organism: Lithohypha guttulata
Lineage: Eukaryota; Fungi; Ascomycota; Eurotiomycetes; Chaetothyriales; Trichomeriaceae
Exons: 2
Coding region: 1-1311 (436 amino acids)
Source: RefSeq, a predicted model, not a curated record